This is a messenger RNA of Halichondria panicea, 4950 nucleotides long. RefSeq lists its product as uncharacterized. The transcript has a single exon. Bases 1 to 4950 code for a protein of 1649 amino acids. NCBI's taxonomy places the organism in Eukaryota, Metazoa, Porifera, Demospongiae, Suberitida, Halichondriidae. The record is from RefSeq and is a predicted model, not a curated record.
AUGCACACCAGCUGGUUGGUGCUGCUACUGACCCUAGCUACUGUUACCAGGAGUGAGCACUAUCACAUUGUGCCAGUGAAUUCAACUGACUCGUGUAAUGACUAUCAAAAUGGAACUUAUUUCACUCUCGAGCAGCUUGUUCAAACAGCCCUGUUGUCUGGUGGAGACAAUCUCACCUUGAGCUUUCUACCUGGAGAUCAUUUAUUAAGUGAAAUGCUUUACAUUUGUAAUUUCAGAGAGGUGAUUAUUGCUGGCCAAAAUGCCACUAUCAAAACUGGUAGAGUGCUGUUAUCUAAUAUCAGUGCAUUGAGUAUCGAAGGUUUGCAUUUCACUGGAGCAGGUGAUGAAAGUAGUUCAGGCUACAUGUACAUAAUUUCUCAAAUACUUUUUGAUAUCACUAACUGCUAUUUAGUAGGCUUAAAAUUGCUAAAGUUGGAAGCUUGUACACUCUGGAUCACUCGUACGGUAACUGUAACGAUUGAACGAGUUCUCUUUGUGAACAACACUAGCACUGACAGAGCAUUGAUUGUUGAAGCUGAUACUGUGUACAUUGAAAAGAGCGACUUCUUCAGUAACAGUGGUGGUGCAGCGAACAUUGAAUCAAAUCAAACUGUUAUUAAUGAUUCAAGAUUCGAUUCCAAUACUGCUGCAUAUGGUGGAGCAGUGGAAGUGGACUCUGUAAGUGUGACUAUCAGUUGGUGCAACUUUACAAAUAAUAUUGCUCAAUUAAAUUUUGGUGGAGCAAUUAUCACCUUUGGAAGUAGUUUGUUCAUUUCCAACUGUGCGCUACUAAACAAUAGUGCUAUUCUUGAUGGUGGAGCAAUUUAUAGCCGGGGAGGGAGUGUCUCAAUCUCCGACAGUGAGCUAGCGUACAACAGUGCUGAAAAAACAGGUGGAGCAAUUUUCACCUUUGGAAGUGGUUUGUUCAUUUCCAACUGUACACUACUGAGCAAUAGUGCUAUUCAUGAUGGUGGUGGAGCAAUUUAUAGCCGGGGAGGGAGUGUCUCAAUCUCCGACAGUGAGCUAGCGUACAACAGUGCUGAAAAAACAGGUGGAGCAAUUUUCACCUUUGGAAGUGGUUUGUUCAUUUCCAACUGUACACUACUGAGCAAUAGUGCUAUUCAUGAUGGUGGUGGAGCAAUUCAUAAUAUUAUAUCAAAUCAAACUGUUAUUAACAAUUCAAGGUUUAAUUCCAACACUGCUAUAUUUGGAUUUGGUGGAGCAGUGGAAGUGGACUCUGCAAGUGUGACUAUCAGUUUAUGCAACUUUACAAAUAAUAUUGCUGAAAGUGCUGGAGCAAUUUCCACCUCCGAAAGUAGUUUGUUCAUUUCCAACUGUGCCCUACUAAACAAUAAUGCUAUUCUUGAUGGUGGAGCAAUUAAUAUCCAGGGAGGGAGUGUCUCAAUCUCCGACAGUGAGCUAGCGUACAACAGUGCUGGUAGAUCAGAUGGAGCGAUUUCGGUUUUUACUGGAGAGUUACUGAUAUCCGAUAGCAAGCUAACAAACAACAAGGCUACCUCUGGUGGAGCGAUUGGACUUUUCGCGGGUGAUGCAUCUAUCUUGAGCUGUAAUAUAACAGAUAAUGAAGCUGUAGUUGAUAAUGGAGAAACUAGUCUUGGUGGAGCGAUUUUGGUAUAUACUGGAACUAUAUCCGUCUCCAAAAUCAUGUUUAAAAAUAACAGUGCUGACUUUGGUGGAGUGUUUUUUGUUGCUGAUGGCACUGUGAUCAUUUCCGACUCUGUGGUCACAAACAACAGAGCUACUCAGCAAGAUGGAGUGAUUGCGGUUGUUAUCUCAACUUUGAUAAUUACUAAUACAAGCAUAUUUGACAAUUUAGAGGGUGAAAAUAUCCUUUACGUAGUGCAUUCUAACUUGUCAUUUACGGGAGUUAACAAUGUUAGCAAUAAUGUAAACCCUGUGUAUGCUCUAAGCAGUCGAGUGGAGUUCAAUGGACCCACAACUCUCAGUAACAAUCAUGGUGUGCAGGGUGGAGCCAUCAGAGCAGUCCAGAGUCAAAUCUAUAUCAAUGCAGAAGGAGUGGUCAUUUCUAACAAUACUGCUACUGUUGGAGGAGGUGUGUUUCUGAGAGAGAGUACACUCUUUGUUCACUAUCCAAUAGAGAUUUCUCACAACACAGCACACAAUGGUGGUGGGAUUUAUGCAUACUCAAGCGAAAUUGAAUUUGAUUCGAAGGUCACUACUGGUUGUUUAUUUAAUGAUAACUUUGUCCCGUGUACAUGUAGUGACAUGGAGACUGUACUGUUUGUGAGUAUUAUAGAUCGAAAUGAUACUCAAAAUGGAGGAGGUAUUUAUGCAGUUGCUUCAAACAUUAAGGCUUUUUCUCACGCUUACGUCCAAAUCAAAAUAAACUCGGCAAACAAUAGCGGAGGUGGAGUGUAUCUACAACAAAGUUCCAAGAUAUAUAUUUUGAAACAGGACUCGGAGCUAGAGCUUGGUAAAACGCUGGUCAUACUGGAAAUCCACAAUAACACGGCUCAGUAUGGAGGGGGGAUAUUUGUGGCAGACAGUACUGAGAGUGGUGUGUGUAGAGGAGAGGAUGUAACUACUGCAGGAAAUCUGACACGAACAGAAUGCUUCAUUCAAACUCAAGAUCUCUAUGGUUUUGAUAUCAAUUUUGUUAAGACUUUGAUACCUUUAGUGCAAACUUCCCAGUCUUCAUAUGAAGAAGUACUUAAGUGUUUGAACAAUACAUCAAUUAAUCAUCGCAACACUUUUUUGACUAACAACACAGCUUCCAAGUCAGGAGCAGAUAUUUACGGAGGUCUGUUUGACAGGUGUACGGUGGAUGUAUCAGCUGAACUCUCUUCAUCAGACAACGGAUUUGAGUACUUGAACAAUACUGUGCAUUAUUCAUCGAUAGCUUCGAAGGCUGUCAGAGUGAAGUUGUGUAACACCACCAAGCAGACCAUUUCUGUUAGAAAAGGACAAGCAUUCACAAUCAGUGUUAUGGCUGUAGACCAAGCUGGAAAUCCAAUGAAUAAUGCCAUAAUUCACAGUUCUGUUAUCACUGAGAGCCGUAGAGUUGAUCGUCUCAAAGAAGGACAAGCACAACAGGAAGUUGGCAAUCAGUGCACAGAACUAGAGUACAAUGUAUUCUCACAAGACAGCUCUGCUCAAGUGGAACUCUAUGCUGAGGGUCCAUGCAACAAUUUGGGAAUUUCAAAACAAAUUCUAAACAUAUCUUUUCAAAAGUGUGAUUGCCCUAUUGGACUCCAACCAAUUAUGUCCUCAAUUGAGUGCAAGUGUGACUGUGAUCCAGUCUUGUUGCAGCAGAUAACAAACUGUUCUGAAGAAAAUGGGACCAUAAAGCUGGAAAGCAAUAACAACAUAUGGAUAGGAGUGACUAAUACCACUAACGGAAGUGGGUAUAUUGUUAGUAACUGUACAUUUGACUAUUGUGUACUAAAGCCAGUCAACAUCAGUCUAAGCAACCCUGACGAACAAUGUGCCUACAAUCGAAGUGGUGUCUUGUGUGGAGAAUGUGAACCAGGGCUCAGUCUUGUGUUAGGUACUUCAAGAUGUGAACUCUGUUCAAACUCUUACCUUCUCCUGCUACUCCCGUUUGCCCUGGCAGGCAUAGUACUAGUUGUAUUCAUUCUCCUUUUCAACAUUACCAUAGCAACAGGCACUAUCCAUGGGCUGAUCUUCUACACUAAUAUAUUAGCUGCAAAUCAGUCGAUUCUCAUACCUUUUCAUAACCCUUUGACAGUUUUCAUAUCGUGGGUGAAUCUUGACUUGGGUAUUGAGACAUGCUUUUAUGAUGGAAUGAACUCUCAUGCAAAAGUGCUCCUUCAGAUGGUCUUUCCUGCUUACCUGUUCCUUCUGAUGUUCUUAAUAAUCAUUUUGAGCAAGUACUUUGACUCAUUUGCAAAGCUCCUCUCCAACAGGAACCCAGUUGCUGCCCUAGGCACACUCGUCCUACUCUCUUAUUCCAAACUCUUGCAGUUUAUCAUUGCUGCAUUGCAAUACAGGGUCUUGGAUUAUCCAGAGGGUGCAACCGAGGUGUUGGAUUUUCCCAGCAAUUCAAGUGAUAUAGUUUGGUUGUAUGACGGCAAUGUGCAAUACUUCACUCCCGGUCACACCCCUCGGUUUAUUUUUGCCGCCAUAAUCCUCAUUUCUGGUAUAUUGUUCACUGUACUGCUCUUCUUUGGACAAUGGUUUCCUCGCUGUUCAAAACAGAAACUCAUGAAAUGGACUAAGAACACAUACUACAUUGGCUUCAUGGAUGCAUACCAUGCUCCAUUCACUCCCAAACAUCGCUACUGGGUGGGACUGCUCCUAUUUUCUUUGAUCGCUCAUAACCUAAUAACAGCCUUGGCUUUGGACACUUCUCUCCCCGUACUAUCAGCUGGAUCUAUAAGUGUUGGACUUAAUAUUUUCAAAUCGCAGAAUUAUGCAGUGUACAAAAUACGAUUCAAUGAUUUACUGGAAACACUCUUUUUCCUCAAUCUUGCAAUUCUAGCAUAUGGCACCCUCUACAUAGGAAGCAUCAAUGGGAAUCAAGUCAUAAUAUCCAACAUUUCAAUGGCAGUGGCUUUUAUUUUGUUUGUGGUGAUAGUUUGCUACCACUUUUACGAGUACAUACUGAAGAAAGUUCCUGUUCUGCAGAGGCAGCAAAAUGCACUCAAACCGAGAAAAAUAAUUCUACGAGUUCGCAAACUGGAACUGGAGAAGAAAAACCAAGAAGAAACCUGGACAAACGCGGACAGAUAUGAUCCGUACACUAAUGGAGUCAUGGAAGAAGCUGAUCCUGAUCGUUACAUCACUCCUCCCAUCAUCCGACCAGCCACAAGGCCGGACCAGCUGAGAGAGCCUGCCCUGGACGUGCUAGCCCCCCUCACCACAGAGGACUACAGACCAGCCCCUCCCCCUCCUCAAGACAAUACACCCAAAGUCACGCACACUGUCAUCGAUGUCGUGAAAGAGUAA